ACCCCCGGAAGCACCGCCCCUCCAAAGUCACUUCCGCCGGCUCCAGCGCAAGCUAUUCUCGCGAGAAUUCAGAGCGCUAUGUGACCUGGGUUAAGCGGAAGUCGGGCCUCUUUUUCGUGACGCCUCCUAGGCGGUCGGCUGUGUCAAGAUGAAGCUGAACAUCUCCUUCCCUGCCACUGGCUGUCAGAAACUCAUUGAAGUAGAUGAUGAACGCAAGCUUCGUACGUUCUAUGAGAAGCGUAUGGCCACAGAAGUAGCUGCUGAUGCUCUUGGUGAAGAGUGGAAGGGCUAUGUGGUCCGGAUCAGCGGUGGGAAUGACAAACAAGGUUUUCCCAUGAAGCAAGGCGUUUUGACCCAUGGCAGAGUGCGCCUGCUGUUGAGUAAGGGGCAUUCUUGUUACAGACCAAGGAGAACCGGAGAGAGGAAACGCAAGUCUGUUCGAGGAUGCAUUGUGGAUGCUAAUCUAAGUGUUCUCAACUUGGUUAUUGUAAAGAAAGGAGAAAAGGAGAUUCCUGGGCUGACAGAUACUACUGUGCCUCGUCGGUUGGGACCUAAAAGAGCUAGUAGAAUCCGAAAGCUUUUUAAUCUCUCCAAAGAAGAUGAUGUCCGCCAGUAUGUUGUCAGAAAGCCCUUAAACAAAGAAGGUAAGAAGCCCAGGACCAAAGCACCCAAGAUUCAGCGUCUUGUUACUCCACGUGUCCUGCAACACAAACGCCGACGUAUUGCUCUGAAGAAACAACGCACUAAGAAAAACAAGGAGGAGGCUGCAGAAUACGCUAAACUUUUGGCCAAGAGACUGAAGGAAGCCAAAGAAAAGCGCCAGGAACAGAUUGCCAAGAGACGUAGGCUGUCCUCGCUGAGAGCUUCUACUUCUAAAUCUGAAUCCAGUCAAAAAUAAGUCUUUAAGAGUAACAAAUAAAUAAUUGUUGAAUCUUUUUCA
Mastomys coucha (southern multimammate mouse) is the source of this 940-nucleotide messenger RNA. It is a transcript of the gene Rps6, whose product is annotated as ribosomal protein S6. The coding region runs from base 149 to 898 and encodes 249 amino acids. Gene Ontology annotation, molecular function: structural constituent of ribosome. Lineage: Eukaryota; Metazoa; Chordata; Mammalia; Rodentia; Muridae. The record is from RefSeq and is a predicted model, not a curated record. Gene Ontology annotation, cellular component: ribosome. The transcript is spliced from 6 exons. Gene Ontology annotation, biological process: translation.